Molecule: messenger RNA, 645 nt
Organism: Musca vetustissima
Lineage: Eukaryota; Metazoa; Arthropoda; Insecta; Diptera; Muscidae
Exons: 2
Coding region: 1-645 (214 amino acids)
Biological process (GO): DNA integration
Molecular function (GO): nucleic acid binding
Source: RefSeq, a predicted model, not a curated record
AUGUCCGAUAAUGGAACAAACUUUGUGGGUGCCAAUCGUAUUCUUAUGGCAGAGUAUCAAGAAUUUAUCAAAAAGUCCUCCAAAGAAAUUUCAGAGAAAUAUGUUAUCAAUGGCUUCGAAUGGAAGUUUAUUCCUCCUAGCGCCCCACACAUGGGAGGACUAUGGGAAGCAGGAGUAAAAUGUUUCAAGGCACAUUUCAAAAAAGUAAUGAAAGAUAGAAAAUUUAAUUUUGAAGAGUUUUCCACAAUAUUGGUUAGAAUUGAGAGUGUGUUAAAUUCGAGACCUUUGACACCAUUGUCGGAAGAUCCAGAGGAUUUGGAGGCUUUAACACCAGCGCACUUCCUGAGAGGUGGAUCCCUAAUAUUUGCUCCGGAAAUGCCACUAGACGAUUUAUCUCUUAUAAAUCGAUGGGAAAAGGUUAAAGUUCUUCAUCACACAUUCAGCAAAAGAUGGAAAUCUGAGUAUAUCCAGGAACUCCACAAACGCUACAAAUGGCAGUAUCCCCAGAGGAGUCUGAAGGAAAAUGACAUGGUUCUGAUAAAAGAUGAACUUCUACCACCAAAUGACUGGAAGAUGGGACGAGUUUUAAAAGUAUAUGAAGGGCAUGAUGACCACUUGUACAAUCAUGAACAUGGGACAAAUUGA